UUCCAAAAUGCAUGAAUGACAGUUCUCAUUUGACGUCUACAUGCACUUGAGUGAUUGCUAAAAUAUAAUGUAUAGGUUAUGUUGUACAUAAAAUUAAUUAGAAAUAGAUGAAAAUUUAUUAAAUUAGUUUAAAUAAAACUAUAUACAAUGGAUGAAGAUGCUGAUGAUAAUUCCUUUGAAGAAAAUUAUUACUCGUUUCUAAAUAUACCCAAGACAGCUACCCCAGAGGAAAUAAACAGUGCAUACAGAAAUUUCAGUCGACUAUUCCAUCCGGACAAACAUCAAGAUGCAGUUCAAAAAGAAAAGGCUGAAAUUAUGUUCAACAGGACGAAACAGGCUUAUGAAGUGCUGUCGAAUCCUCAUAAACGAGCUAUAUAUGAUUCUUUAGGUAUAAAAGGUUUACAAACAGACGGAUGGGAAAUCGUAAGUCGAACAAGGACUCCGGCAGAAAUUCGCGAAGAGUACGAAAGGCUGGCACGGGAAAGGGCUGAAAGGAGGUUACAGCAACGUACAAACCCUCGAGGAAAUGUUACCCUAAAUGUUAACGCUACUGAGUUGUUCACAACUUAUGUAGACGAAUAUGAGCUGGAGUGA
Molecule: messenger RNA, 594 nt
Organism: Ctenocephalides felis (cat flea)
Lineage: Eukaryota; Metazoa; Arthropoda; Insecta; Siphonaptera; Pulicidae
Product: dnaJ homolog subfamily C member 11-like
Exons: 3
Coding region: 148-594 (148 amino acids)
Biological process (GO): cristae formation
Source: RefSeq, a predicted model, not a curated record